Molecule: messenger RNA, 2841 nt
Organism: Chlorella variabilis
Lineage: Eukaryota; Viridiplantae; Chlorophyta; Trebouxiophyceae; Chlorellales; Chlorellaceae
Exons: 19
Coding region: 1-2841 (946 amino acids)
Biological process (GO): cellular response to heat
Cellular component (GO): cytoplasm
Molecular function (GO): ATP hydrolysis activity; ATP binding
Source: RefSeq, a predicted model, not a curated record
AUGCUCGCACGCGCAGCCACCCCGCGCCUGACAGCGGGUGGGCGCAGCGGCGGCGCGGCGGCGGCCUCCGCCGUGCCACGCCUGCCCGCCGCCAGCGGCGUGUCUGCAUGCAGCCCCUUCCGCAGGCUGCACACCCUGCCCGCCGCAGCGGUGGCGACUAGCAAGCUGUGGCACGGCGACAGCUUCAGCCGGCACGCGGUGCUAGCCCCGAGGCCUGCCCCCCACCGGCAGCUGGCGCGCACGGUCGCGCAGGCUGCGGGGCAGCAGGGCGGCGGCAAGCGCAUCAGCCAGAGCGACUUCACUGAAAAGGCGUGGGAGGCCAUCAUCUCCGCCCCCGAGGUCGCCCGCGGCUACAGCCAGCAGAUUGUGGAGACGGAGCACCUGUUCAAGGCGCUGCUGGAGCAGCCCAACGGCCUGGCGCGCCGCAUCCUGUCCAAGGCGGGCGCCAACCCCACACAGGAGCUGAAGCAGCGGUGGCAGGCCCAGUAUGUGAGCGUGGAGGAGCUGGUGGCGGCGAUGGCGGAUGACGCGCGGUUUGGGGAGGCGCUGUUCCGUGAGAUUGGCGACCAGAACCCUGAGGGCAAGUACGAGGCUUUGACCAAGUACGGGCGGGACUUGACGCAGGCGGCGCGGGAGGGCAAGCUGGACCCAGUGAUCGGCAGGGACGACGAGGUGCGGCGCGCCAUCCAGAUAUUGUCCCGCCGCACCAAGAACAACCCGGUGCUGAUCGGCGAGCCCGGCGUGGGCAAGACGGCGGUGGCUGAGGGUCUGGCGCAGCGCAUCGUGGCGGGGGACGUUCCCGCCUCGCUGCAGGGCCGCGCGCUCAUCGCGCUGGACAUCGGCGCCCUGGUGGCGGGCGCCAAGUACCGCGGCGAGUUUGAGGAGCGGCUCAAGGCGGUGAUCAAGGAGGUGCAGGACUCGCAGGGGCAGAUCGUGCUGUUCAUCGACGGUGAGGACGCGCUGGUCAUUGACGGGGUGGGGCUGGGGCUGGGCGUGGGGCUGGGGGUGGGACUGGAGAUCCACAACAUCGUGGGCGCGGGCAAGAGCGACGGCGCCAUGGAUGCCUCCAACCUGCUCAAGCCGAUGCUGGCUCGCGGGGAGCUGCGGUGCAUCGGGGCCACCACGCUGGACGAGUACAGGCAGUACAUCGAGAAGGACCCGGCGCUGGAGAGGCGCUUCCAGCAGGUCUACGUGGACCAGCCCUCGGUGACAGACACCAUCUCCAUCCUACGCGGCCUGCGCGAGCGCUACGAGCUGCACCACGGCGUCAAGAUCUCCGACUCGGCGCUGGUAGAGGCGGCGGUGCUGAGCGACCGAUACAUCGCAGACCGCUUCCUGCCGGACAAGGCGAUCGACCUGGUUGAUGAGGCGGCUGCCAAGCUGAAGAUGGAGAUCACCAGCAAGCCGCUGGCUCUGGACGAGGUGGACCGCAAGGUGCUGCAGCUGGAGAUGGAGCGGCUGAGCCUGGUGAAGGCGGCCGACACGGACCGCGGCGCACGGCAGCGCCUGGCGGGCCUCGACUCCCAGCUGGCGGCGCUCAAGGAGCAGCAGGCGGAGCUGAAUGCGAUGUGGGAGGAGGAGCGGGACGAGAUGAGCAAGGUGCAGCAGCUUAAGGGCGAGAUCGACCGAGUGAACAUCGAGAUACAGGCCGCCGAGCGCGACUACGACCUCAACCGCGCCGCUGAGCUCAAGUACGGCACGCUGCUGGAGCUGCAGAAGCAGCUGGUGGCGGCGGAGCAGCAGCUGGACCAGGCUGAGUCGACCAACCGCAUGCUUCACAGCGAGGUGACGCAGGAGGACAUUGCAGAGAUUGUGUCCAAGUGGACCGGCAUCCCGGUCUCCUCCCUCAAGGCCAGCGAGCGCGAGAAGCUGCUGCACCUGGCCGACGAGCUUCACAGGCGGGUGAUUGGGCAGGAGGAGGCGGUGGAGGCAGUGGCCGACGCCAUCCAGCGCUCGCGGGCCGGCCUGCUGGACCCCAACCGCCGCAUAGUCUCCUCCUUGUUCUUCGUGCGCCCGGGCGGGGGGGGCAAGAAAGAGCUCGAGGAGGCGCUGGCGGAAUACAUGUUUGACACCGAGGCCGCCAUCGUGCGGCUGGACAUGAGCGAGUACAUGGAGAAGCACACUGUCAGCCGCCUGAUCGGCGCGCCCCCGGGCUACGUCGGUUACGAGGAGGGAGGACAGCUGACGGAGGCGGUGAGGCGGCGCCCCUACGCCGUCAUUCUGUUCGAUGAGGUGGAGAAGGCGCACGGCGACGUGUUCAACAUCCUGCUGCAGAUACUGGAUGACGGCCGUGUGACAGACGCGCAGGGGCGGGUGGUCAACUUCAAGAACGCCGUCAUCAUCCUCACCUCCAACAUCGGCUCCGCCACCAUCCUCGAGUCGAUGAGCCACGGCGAUUUUGAGAGCAUGAAGAACCAGGUCACGCAGCAGGUGCGUAUGCACUUCCGCCCCGAGUUCAUCAACCGCAUCGAUGAGUUCAUCGUGUUCCAGGGGCUGCGCCGCGAGCAGAUCAAGAGCAUCGUGCAGCUCCAGGCGCGGCGCGUGGAGAAGCGGCUGGCGGAGAAGAAGAUGCGGAUGGAGCUGCAGGAGUCGGCGGUGGAGUACCUGGCGACGCGCGGCUACGACCCCGCCUUUGGCGCCCGCCCCGUGAAGCGCGUGGUGCAGCAGGAGCUGGAGACGGCGCUGGCUAAGGGCAUCCUGCGCGGCGACUUUGCGGAGGAGGACACGGUGGUUGUGGAGGCCCCCGGCGGCGCCUCUGCCACCCACCUGGUUGUGCGGUGCAAGGGGGGCAGCGGCGCCGAGGUUGACCAAGGCGCCAACCCGGCGGAGCUGGCGGUGUGA